AUGAAUAAUAUUUUUGCAUACAAAGAGAUUGAAUCACCAAUUGAUGAUCAAAUUUGUAAAGACUAUAAAACAAAAUAUGCAAACCCUUCAAUACCAAUUAUAAUUGAUAAUGGGUCCUAUCAAUGUAGAGCAGGUUUUGCAAAUGAUAUAUCGCCAAAAUUAAUAUUUAGAUCAUUAGUUGGUAAAGUUAAAAGUACAUCAAGUCCAAUUGUUGGUAAUUCAUUAAAAGAAGGUGAUAUUUCAAGAUUAACAAUAAAGAGUCCAUUUGACUCAAAUUUAUUAGUUCACCCACCAUCACAAGAGAGUAUAUUUGAUUAUAUAUUCCAUAAAUUUGGUAUUGAAAAUGAAAUUGAAAAUCCUGUUUUAAUUACUGAACCAACUUCAAAUCCAACAUUUUGUAGAAAAUACAUGAGUGAAUUAUUAUUUGAAUGUUAUAAUAUAAAAUCAGUUGUUUAUGGUAUUGAUUCAUUAUUUUCAUUUUAUGGACAAAGAGAUCAAUUUAAAGAUGGUGGUAAAAAUUCAUUAAUUAUUGGAUCAAGUUUUAAUACAACUCAUAUAUAUAAUGUUCAAAAUUAUAAUGUUUCUCAUCAACAAACUAAAAGAAUAAAUAUAGGUGGUGGUGCAUCAACUGAUUAUCUUAGAAAAUUAAUUCAUUUAAAAUAUCCUAAACAUAAAUCUUAUUUUACUCAAAAUUAUACAAAUAAAAUUAAAGAAGAACAUUGUUAUGUUUCACAAGGUCAAUAUAUUGAAGAAUUAAAAGAAUUUGAAAAUGAUCAAUUAGCAAAAGAGAAAUCAGUUAUAAUUCAAUUACCUUAUCAAGAGAUUGAUUUUGAGAAAUUAGAAGAGGAAAGACAAAGAAAAAUUCAAAAUCGAAAAGAUUUAGGUGCGAAAUUAAGGGAGUUGGCAGAUAAGAAACGUUUAGAAAAGAAAACGGAAUUAGAGGAUAAAUUAGCUUCAUUGGAAUCAAUAUUAGCAUUAAAGACUACAAAUGUUGAAGAGUUUCAACAAACAUUGAAAUCAAAAUCCUAUGCAACUGAAAAGGAUUUAAUUAGGGAUAUAGAUGAUUUAAAAGAUAAACUAUUUGGAAAGAAGAAAGAGAGUGAACAAGUUGAAGACACUGAAGAAUUCCCAUUGUUAUUUAUUGCAGAUUCAGAGUUGAAUGCUGAUCAAUUAAAAGAAAAGAAAAAACAAAGACAAUUAAAGAGUAUGAAAGAUGGUAGAUUAGCACAAAAGAGAAAAAGAGAUGAAGAGAAAGAGAAAGAGAAAGAAAAGGAGGAGGAACGUGAUCGUCAAGAGGAAGAAUCAUUCUUGAAGGAUCCUGAACAUUAUUUAAAGGAUCUUCAUAGUAGAAAAUCGAAAAUUUUGGAAAAAAGAGAAGCAAGACAAAAGCAAAAACAAAAAGCCAAUAUAGUUCAAAGAAAUUCAAGGCUAAGAACAAUUGUAAAUCCAACCAAUCAUGGUAACUAUGGUGAAAAGGGUGAAGAGGUCGAAGAUCCUGAAGAGGCAGAAGAAUCAAGAGAAAUGGCAAUUCUUGAUAAACUAUUGAAUAAAUUCGAUCCAACUAGUAUUAGUAGUGCCAUCGUUAGUCAUGAUGAUCAAUUCCCAAUAGGUGAAUAUCAUACCGCUGAAGAUUUUCAAGUUUCAUUGGGCGUUGAAAGAAUUAAAUGUCCUGAAACUUUAUUUCAACCAAAAGCAAUCAUUGGUGUGGAUCAAAUGGGUUUGGUUGAGGCUAUUAUCUCUUCAAUUCUCUCCCAAUUGCCAGUGGAUACACGUAAAUUGGUAACAGAGAAUAUCUUCCUCACUGGUGGUAAUGUAAAUACUAAACACUUUAAAGAUAGAAUUCAUUAUGAAAUUCAACAAAUUCGUGAACCAUAUUCACCUUUAACCAUCUUAAAAUCAAAAGACUCUCAAUUGGAUGCUUGGUUAGGUGCUAGAAAAUGGUGUUUAGAUAAUCAAGAUAAUUGGUCAAAUGUUUCAAUCUCUAAACAAGAUUAUCAAGAAAAAGGUUAUGAUUAUAUUAAAAGUCAUUUUGCUUCCAAUCUUUCUUUAAAUUAA
Messenger RNA from Dictyostelium discoideum AX4, 2055 nucleotides. RefSeq names its product actin related protein 5 (gene arpE). NCBI's taxonomy places the organism in Eukaryota, Evosea, Eumycetozoa, Dictyosteliales, Dictyosteliaceae. Bases 1 to 2055 code for a protein of 684 amino acids. Gene Ontology annotation, cellular component: nucleus; cytoskeleton. The record is from RefSeq and is a predicted model, not a curated record. The transcript has 4 exons.